Molecule: messenger RNA, 1692 nt
Organism: Rotaria sordida
Lineage: Eukaryota; Metazoa; Rotifera; Eurotatoria; Philodinida; Philodinidae
Source: the annotation of a GenBank genome assembly
AUGACGACCGAUACACAAAAAGGAGGAAUGUAUAUACCCCGUCUUCAAUUCGUUGGUACUAAACGAACGAAAGCUUAUCGUAAUCUGAAUAAUUCAUCACUGAUAGGCUUUGGAUCGGACAUAUCGUAUACAUCAACAAAACAAUCGCAAUCUGCCGUGAAAACUUUUAAUGUGAAAGAUUUAGUAGAAAUUCCAUCAAAACGUUCAUGCCGACGUGGUUGGUUGUUCCCAUUUGGUAUUGGGAUUUGCUGCUUGUUAAUCACUGCUAUUACAGUACCUGUUCUCCUGGCUGUACUCUAUUUCAAUAAACAGACGACUACAUCAGCUUCCACUUCUACCAGCACUACAGUUUCCACUACUACUUAUUUACCAACAUCUUGCAAUGCGACCUGUAAUAUUACCAGUCGAGCUGCUCUGUCAAGUUAUACAGCAGUAUGGACUUUUGAAAACAAUUUGAACGAUAUUCUUAAUGUCUACAAUGGCACCGGUGUGAACAGUCCUGGGUAUAAUACAGGCUAUGUUGGCCAAGCAUUGAGUUUGAAUGGCUCACAAUAUGUAACGACGCCAUUUAUCAAUUUCGCUAACUCAAGUUUUACCAUCGAAGCCUGGAUUCAACCAGCGACAUUAGUUACAAAUGGACCGGAUUAUGCCGUAUUCGGGGAAUGUGAUCUUAGCGGUGCUACAAAAGAUAAUUGUAUGCAUUUAAUUCUGAGAAAUUUCAAUCCAUAUAAUAUAUAUAUGGGAUUUUGGGUCGAUGAUCUCGUGAGUCGAACAACAUUGCCAACUAGUCUCGCAGGCACUUGGCUGCAUGUGGCAUUUGUCUAUGAUUUUUCCAGUAAACAACAAAAUAUCUAUCGCAAUGGUUACAAUGAUGGACAAGCAAAUUUAACUGGAACACCCGCUGCUUAUGUGGGCACAUCAGGUCUGGUCAAUAUAGGUGCUUUUCAAACAAAUAAUCAAUUCAAAGGACUUAUUGAUCAUAUGUUCGUGAGCAAUCGGGCUAAGAGUGCUUGCGAAAUCCUGGAUGAUGCAACUCUAGUUGCCUAUUUUUCAUUUGAUUCUGGUUCUCUACAAGAUAGUGGCCCGAAUUAUUUCACUGGUAUCAUCACAUCUGGUGUGACCACUGUCAGUGGUUAUGUCAAUCAAGCUUUGACAUUCGGUGCAUCGAGUACCUACUUUUCUGUCGGUGAUCUGGUUGCAUUGGGCACAUCGAAUAAAGCUUUUUCAUUUUCACUUUGGGUCAAACCAACCGCAUACACCGGCGUUGGGACGAUUGUUCAUGUAGCAAAUGGGGCCAACGGCUAUACUAACGGUGUCUCUCUAUGGUGUGUACCAUUUAUCGGAUUAGAUUCUUCAAACAGACUUGUUGCUCAAUUAUGGAAUGGAUCUGCAAUCCCUAUAGUCGGAUCCACACUUCCGUUGAAUGUGUGGACACAUAUUGUUGAAACUUACAGUACGACCAAUGGGCUUAUUUUAUACGUGAAUGGAAUUCAAGUGGGAACUACGGGGGCUGCAAGUUAUUCUGCAAGUGGGGUUCCAGAUUAUGUUUUACUUGGCUAUUACGGAUCGUUGGGUUCUAAUUGCCAAACAAGUUCUAUCUCUGCAGGACAAUUCACUGGAGCCAUUGAUGAAUUUCGAAUCUACAGUCGAGAACUGAGUCUAAUUGAUGUAUGUGUUCUUGCAAAUCAAUGA